This is a messenger RNA of Carassius auratus (goldfish), 4117 nucleotides long. RefSeq names its product ataxin-1-like. Gene Ontology annotation, cellular component: nucleus. Gene Ontology annotation, biological process: nervous system development; negative regulation of transcription by RNA polymerase II. Bases 1031 to 3376 code for a protein of 781 amino acids. Lineage: Eukaryota; Metazoa; Chordata; Actinopteri; Cypriniformes; Cyprinidae. The record is from RefSeq and is a predicted model, not a curated record. The transcript is spliced from 5 exons. Gene Ontology annotation, molecular function: RNA binding; protein binding.
CGGUGCUGUUUAUAUCAGAUUACAGAAACGAACUGACAUGUAUUAUUAAACUUUAAAACUCACCAUCUGUAUAUAGAGCCUAAAACGUCAUUAUGUUUUUCUAUGCUUUUAAUGGAACAACCUCCAAUCUCUUCUCUUUAACUGGGCCGGCCAACUGCUCCAUAUUUGGAUUACACUUUUACACACACACACACACACACACACUCUUACGCACGCCUCCACACACUCACUCCCUCCGUCACACACACUCACUCACUCACUCACUGGAGGUGGGGGGACGGAGAGAUAGAGCUAUUAGCUCGGGCUGCAGCAGACAUCAUUGUACGAGCGGAAGGGAGACGAUUCCACCGGCAGUGCGCGAGAACGCACGGAGCCCUGGCAACACGGAGAGCCUCGCGCUUCCCUGCCCGUUAUACCGUACAGGAAUGGUGAGGGUUGUUGGAGCCAGGCAGACGCAGACGUGGACAGACAGAGUGGGAAUCACAAGCCGUCCCCUCAGACACCAGGAGGAGAGAUUUAUCCAUCCCCGUCUUAGUGGUUUCAUCUGGACUCUUCUCUCCGAUUGAACAUUGUAACCUUCUACCCGGUCAAGAUCCGCCUGUGUCAUCCUGCUGGGCUGUGCUGGAGGCCUGCACUGAGACUACAAGUCGCGUUGGGAUUGUAACGACUUCAAUGGGCCACAACACAUGCUGAAACACUGGAGGCAACUGAAUGAGGUUGUUCCUGCAGUCCUGGAGACUCGCUCUCAGAGGGAAAUGAUUCCGCAUGAAUUGCAUGGACCGCUCUCCCACAGCAGGUGUGACUUCCAUUGCUUAAGACUGAAAUCUGUGUCCAUCCGACCUUAGGCACAGGACACAUCCCCUCACACCACCACUCUCCUCUCUACCCCAUCCCCAUCCUCGCUCUGAGCCAGUCAGUGGGACAGCACACUCUGUUAGCAGUACAAACAGAGACCAAGAGGGAGAGGAAAAGAGCCAAAAAAGACGGGGAAGAAACAUACAGAAAGAGUAGUACAAGAUUCUCAGACACCAUGAAGUCAAACCAGGAGCGGAGCAAUGAAUGCCUGCCCCCAAAGAAGCGUGAAAUCCCAGCAAGCACUCUGCCCUCAGAGGAGAGGCCCAUGGUGAUGGCGCCUGCCAAUGAGAGCCAGCGUUCAGGGAACCUGGCCUGGCUUGCCAGUUUGGCAAGCGGACAUGACAGAGGGCGGCAGCACACCAGCACCUCCUCAGAGCUCGAUGGGCCUCAAUACAAACCAUUGUUAGCCACAGCGGAGAGCAACCAUCCUUCAUCCACGUACUUAACCAGAUCUCCCACUGCAGUGACCACCAUAUCUGCAGUGUACACAUCACCCCUCUCUCAGCAUGCUGGCACCAUCCAGUACACACCCCUGGCUCCUAAUCUUCACUUCAUCAGCUCUCCGUACUCUACACCAUAUGCUGGCUACAUCUCACCUCUUGUUCCCCCUUUGGCUGCCACCACUACCACACAACGUGACGCUUAUGCCAGUACCUCCAGUUCUCUAACAUCCAAAAUUGACCAGCACCACCAAUUGGGCCGUCCUACUGGCCUGGUCACAACUGACAACACCUCUUUGUCCCACUCCACACAAUACGUCCAAAUUGCUGGUUCUCCUCUAAGCAUAUCUCCUCGGACUGCUCCGUCACCCCAUGCUCACUUGCCUCUACACUUACACCCUCACCACACGCUCCCCAUCAGUGGCCACUCGCCAGUCUUAGUUCAGUACACAGAUGGACCUUUACCCAAGAGAGAGGAGACAAGGCCCAGGGAGGUGCUGAACGGUGAGUUAGAGAAGGACAGACGCUUUGGUCCAUCUCCCGAAUCUAGUGUAGGGAAACAGGGCAGCACUGCCAAAGGAUGUUCCUCUACUCAACAGCACCAGAUCCACCAGCAGCUGAGCCAACAUCACUAUGAGGCUCGGCAUGUGGUGCUCCCUGCCGAAUAUGUGCAGGACAGUGCUACCAUGCGGACCUCGUUGGUGCUGGUACCCAACAGUCAUAGCUCCGGUGGUACACCUGACAAGAUGCCUCCCCCAACAUCCCACUCUGAGAAAGGAGGGAUUUGUGCAGGCAAACCCAUGUCCCGUAAUUCCUCCUCCUCUGCCUCCCUUCAAUUUCCUCCUCCCCCUCCACCUGUGGACAGUCUGAAGGGGGCGUCUACCACAGUGUCUCCCCAUGCAGUCAUCCAGACCACACAUAACACCACAGAGUCACUCUCCCUGGGCCUCCCCUCCACCAAUUUCUACUCUACCCAGCAGCCCAUCAUUGGUUACAUUGCUGGCACAGGACACCAGCAGCCUCUCAGCUACCACACCAGCCUAUCUCAGCACCUGGUCAUACCUGGAACUCAACCAGUCAUCAUCCCAGUGAGUGGAACUGAAGCUACUGCUACAUCGACUACACCACACUUGCCUGCAGCACUACCCCAUACUUUCGUCACCUCAACAGCCCCAAAAGUAGAGACUUUUGAGGCUACAUCCCCAUACCCUCACCCUGCCACAACUGUGUUUCAAGCCCAGUUGCAUCUGCCUGUGGUUCCGGCCCCUGCUGGCUUGCUGACGACUCCACCGCCACCCUCAGCCCCUUCACUGCCCCCUUACUUCACCAAGGGCUCCAUCAUCCAGUUGGCAAAUGGAGAAUUGAAGAGGGUGGAGGACCUGAAAACAGAGGAUUUUAUUCAGAGUGCUGAGAUCAGCAAUGAAUUGAAGAUUGACUCCAGCACUGUAGAGCGCAUUGACAGCAGUCAUACACCUAACUUUGCUAUUAUACAGUUUGCUGUAGGAGAGCAUCGCUCACAGGUCAGUGUAGAGGUGUUAGUAGAGUAUCCUUUCUUCGUGUUCGGACAGGGCUGGUCGUCAUGUUGUCCAGAACGGACAUCCCAUCUGCUCGAGUUGCCAUGCACCAAGCUUUCAGUAGGUGAUGUCUGCAUCUCCCUCACCCUGAAGAACCUGAGGAAUGGCUCAAUCAAAAAGAGCCAGGGGCAAGUUUUGGAUGUGCCUACCCUCGGUCCACCCCUUAAAUCACCCAAAGCACUCUCCAGUGGCGUGCGAGGGGGUGUUCGGCACACAGAACAGGAAAAUGGACUUGGGCAGUGUGGAGAUCAGGGAGGAGGAGGCAGUCAAGGCAACAGAGAGAAUGGAGAACUGAGGUUUGGCGAAAGAGACACCUGCAAAGCACCAACGGUCACUGAAUCAGAGUCCAGCAGCAAGCCCACAGGCCGCAAAAGGAGGUGGUCGGCCCCUGAGGGCCGCAAAGUAGAGAAUCCUGAAGGAGAGCCUCCUUUAACGUUCCCCAAGCCUUCUUUCAUCCCUCAGGAGGUUAAAAUCAGUAUCGAAGGCAGAUCAAAUAUUGGAAAGUGAAUGCAGAUUGGACUGUCAUAUUGUAAAAGCAAAGUUUGCCUUCAGAAUGUUUUAGGUUCUUUUUUUCUGGAUUAUUUUACCUAAAGGCUAAAUUUACUCCGUAUGCACAUUAUCACUUCUAAUAUUGAUGCAUUCAAUAUUACACAAGCAAUUGGUGCAAUUCAUUUGAUUGGUCAAAUUCAGGGCAGAUGUGGUUCAAGGUGGAAAGGUAGUGAGAUACAGGAAGGCUUCAGUAUAUACAAUCAGUCACAACUAACAUCUCUAUUCUCUUACCUCUUACAUCCUCACCUUUUUUUUUUUUAGCAUAGACAAACCUGGUUUAUCUACACCUAGUGGCAAUGUUAAUGGUGGCAGAACGGAAAUCACUCCUCCACUGGUUGCAGGAGCUUACAUGAUGUCAGCCAUCUAGUUUAACUGUGACUAAAAAAAGACUAUCCAAAUCAGUUCUAACAAUGUAGAGCAGUAUCAUCAGCGCAGUUAGACUAGCUUAGAUCAUAUUAACAUUUAUUGAAAUGGAAGAUGAUGUUUCCAAAUACUAUGGUACAGGCCAAGAGAGAUGAUGUCAUUGAGCUAAGCCAGUUGCUCCUCAGAAAGAUGAAACUAUCAUUUAAAGCAGGGAAAGAUGGACGAGUCUAUUUUUAUAUAUCCAACUGUCUAACCUUUUAUUUGAUUAUUUUUGUAGUUUUGCAUGUUUUAAUUUUCCAUCUCACUUUUCAUACCAUACAUGACAGGUAGUUUUAU